GCCACAUAAUGCAGUGUUGACGAGGAGACUGGAGUGGGGAGCUCAAGACCGUGUCGGCCUUCGGUCCUCCCGCUGAGUGUGUGGCGAGCUCGCUGGCCAGAAGUGCUGGUGGGGGACCGCGCAGUUCCACGAUGCUGCCGUCAGCUUGUUUGUGGAGGCGGUCCUGGUUGAGCGCGGCAUCCAACGCGUGUGGGGGUACUGUCUCCCCAGGAGUCUGCAGAAUGUGGCAGCAGGGGGGCAAGUGCACGUUUGGCGCUUCGUGCGUCUUCCUGCACAGCGCCGUGGAGAAGCUGGGGCCCGACCGCAUCGCCCUCGCCGACGUCGACGGAACCUCGGAGCGCGCUGGCGCAGAUUGGGAGGGCGCUGGCGCGGACUGGGUGAGCGACGCCAGCAGCACGUCUGGCUCGCGGCCCAGCUGGGCGGACCAGUCGCAGGAUCUUUGGCUCGACUCGGACGGCGUCCGGGCCCACGACCUGGAAGACGAGCUGCUCCACAAGGUCUUUGACUGCAGCGCGAGCUCCCGCAGUGGCGCCGACCAUAGGUGGUGCGGCAGCUCUGUGUGCGAGACCGAGAGCAGCUGCCUCUCCCAGGCUGGGGCCACCCUUGGGAGCGCUGCGGCGAUGGAGCGCCGGUGCUCCGCGGACUUCGCGCCCGCGGGCCUCGGGCAUCGACGUGCCGCCGCCGCGCCGGAGCCUGCCAGCGGCGGCCCCCCGGAGGAGCUCCCGAGAUUCAACGACCGCUUGCCCAUCCCCGAGUACCUGCCGGGCGCCGUCCCGCAGCCGCUGGCCGUUGUGAUCACCACUAAGACCGCUCGGCGCCGCAGGCAACGAGAGCUCGCGGACAGGCGGCUGAUGAUGCGGAGCUUCAACACCGCUGCAGCUGGCCUCACCCUGGAGGCCGCGCAGUCCCUGUCGCCCGCCGACGGCCGCCUCCAGUGCUUGUCCUUCCCCAGGUCCUUCGACUCGGCGCCCCAGAGGCCACCCGCCCCGCCGACGACGCCCCGGAAGAUGUGCCGGAUUAAAGAAGGAGGUGGCGAGCACGACGCCGAGAGCGGCGCGGAGUCGGGCGGCGCGGGGCCGGACCCCCCAGACUGACGCAUCCUUGGAGGCAGCCGCCGCAGGUGGGUCAACGUCAGGUAGACGCCGAGGCCUACCUGGGCGCAGCGCAGGGUUCAGCCCGCCGCGAGCGGCGGUGAUAGCCCGCGCGUGACCGGCAUCCACGGCCAUCCUGUGGGAGCGGGUGCGCGGCGCAGGAACAGGGGGCCGCAAGUACGUGAUACUUGCGUACUUUUCGGGGCCGCCCUUCUCCGCGCACGCGCGCACCCGAGCGGGGCGUCGCGCACGGUCGCGGCGCCUUCGCGCGGUGAGGCCGUCCCUUUUGCGGCCGCCCAGGCGGCGGGCGGCUUCCCCCGCAGCCAACCUUCGCGUCCUUCGGGCGCCGAGGGCCUCGGGCCCAGACCUUGAGGAGGAGGAGG
Messenger RNA from Prorocentrum cordatum, 1474 nucleotides. NCBI's taxonomy places the organism in Eukaryota, Dinophyceae, Prorocentrales, Prorocentraceae. The record is from the annotation of a GenBank genome assembly.